AUGCAAAAAGAAUUAGAAGUUGAAAAGCCUUCUUAUUAAUAAUUAAAUGAAGAUACCCAAAAAUAAAAUUGUCUUUUUUAUUAAUGUGAUCCAAUUACUUUGUAUAAUUAAGUAAUCUAUAAUAUAAUUGUUAUAGUUUAUAAGAUUAUAUAAUUAAGAAAUCAAUCAAGUAAAUGGAAUAAAAUUAGAAGAGAUGAAGCCUAGUAAAGUUGUGCAAUUUAUUCAUAACUAUUUACGCAAUUUAAUUGGUUCAUUAAUUUUUUUGAUUUACUUAUUGAUUCCAAUAUUAAACUUAGUUUUUUAUAUUUUGCUAUAACUUGCAUUUCUUAGAUUGAAUUAGAAUUAUUUGAUAUUUAGAAAUAAUAUAAGUAAAUUAUAUAUAAAUUAUAUAGAUUUGGUUUUAGAUCCUUUUGGCAAUAUGGUUGAAAAUUAAGAUAUAUGUGUGAUGAUGAAAAAGAAUUAUUUGAUUUUUAAACUUGAUUUAAAAGAAACAGAUGGACUUCAUUUUUCAAAAAGUGUUAAAGAAAUGAUUAGAAAUAGAUCUAGUGGUGUUGGUGACAAUAAAAUUGAAUUUACUAUUUAUAACUAAAAUUUGAAGUAAGAUUAUUAUGGAUUUCCAAAUUAUCGAUGCAGUUAUUUUGUAUGGAGUAUUAUUAGUUUCCUCAUAGUAGUUGGAUAAUUAAUUUUUAUUAUUAUCCUAUUAAAAACUAUAGAUAAUGAAUGA
This is a messenger RNA of Paramecium pentaurelia, 724 nucleotides long. Lineage: Eukaryota; Ciliophora; Oligohymenophorea; Peniculida; Parameciidae. The record is from the annotation of a GenBank genome assembly.